AUGAAAAGGGUAACGCCAAAAGACGCUGAUCCCGAGCCAGUGAAAGCCAAUACCGUUGGGGAAAAGCGUGUGCGAGAUGCGAAUGGAAGGUUGGUGGCCACCGAGUUGAUGGCCGAGUUGAUGGCCGAGUUGAUGGCCGAGUUGAUGGCCGAGUUGAUGGCCGAGUUGAUGGCCGAGUUGAUGGCCGAGUUGAUGGCCGAGUUGGUGGCCGAGUUGGUGGCCGAGUUGGUGGCCGAGUUGGUGGCCGAGUUGGUGGCCGAGUUGGUGGCCGAGUUGAGUAUCGACGAUUUUCUGCUGUUCGGUCGUUAUGGCUUGUUGCUUGCGAUUUUAAUUGAGUUUGUGAUGAUCGUUGAAUGUGGAAAUUUGUUGUUUAUGACAUUUGCAGGUGCUGACGCUGAAAUAAUCUCUUGUCACAGUGAUUCACCUGAAACAAAUGUCACUUAUUCAUCUGAUGAUUAUUGCGCAAUGUUCAAUCAAGACGAUUGUCCUGAUUCUAAAUUUCAUUAUGAUUUUCGUUCGGUAAACGUUGAGUGGAAACUCCUCUGCGAUAAGAAAGAAAGAGUCAAGGACAGCACGUCAUAUCAAUUUUUGGGCAAAUUGACUGCACAGAAGAAGAGAGUGGCUAACACGUUUUUCGGUGAGUUUUUCCCCUCUCGAUAUCGGCAGGGUCUCUCGUUUAUCCUCAACUGGUCACCAAAUCUUCUUGUUGUCACAGGGAUAGCAUAUGUUUCACAUUCGUGGAGAGCUUUCGCCAUCAUCAUCAGUGUGGCCACCAUACCGGCCAGUCUCAUUAUGGCCUUUCUAGAUGAGACACCGCACUUUUUGUUGAGAAACGGAAAACCCAACGAGUCGAUGAAAGUUCUCGAGCGGAUACAUAACAUAAACAGACAUGAGGUAGAUGUUAAAGCACUUGGCGAGGUGUUUCGAGAGAAGAAACAACAGCUUGAGGACACAGAAGCUACGAAAUCAAAGACAGAAGCCUACUCUAUUUUUCAUCUCUUUUGCACCCCUCAACUUAUUGCGUAUACAGUAGCACUGUCUGAAUAUCGAUUCAAAUGGCUUGGAAGAAAAAUAAGUCAUCACAUUUUCUGCGUUAUCACCAUGAUUUUCUUGUUUGCUUCGAUGAUUGGAGAUCUCACAAAUGCUCCAAGUUUAUUUUCCCGAAUCUUUCUUCUAACUACAGCCGCCAUCGUUGUGCAGCUCUUUGCCGUGCUUGGCAUCAUUUGUAAUGAGAUCUUUCCAACGGCCCUUCGAAAUACCUCGUAUGCCUUCACGCAGUUCGUUCAAAGUAUCGCUCCGAUUCUCGCCCCGCAUCUCUAUUCAGUGUCAGGAAGCCACAAAUGGCUUCCACCUGUAAUCAUGCUCGCCUUUUUUCUUAAUUUUUUGAUUAUUUCAUGUGACGAGAUGCCAGAAAGCGAAGAUGUUCGAGACAAAGAGCAACAAGAAGGUGAUACACUUAUGCCCGAGAAGAAAUGCAUCGACGAUUUUUUGUUAUUUGGACGAUAUGGCUUUUUAACGGCGAUUCUCAUUGAGCUUGUGAUGGUGGCUGAAUGUGGAAACUUGUUGUUUAUGGUUUUUGCUGGUGCUGAUGCUUUGAUCAUCACUUGUGACAAAGAUGGCAGCCUCGUAACGACCCGCGAAACGUUUCUCAAUGAUGGAUUUUGUUCACAGUUUAACACAGGGAACUGCACAAAUCCGGCUCUACAGCAUGAUUUUUAUUCCGUGAACGUUGAAUGGAAUCUGCUCUGUGAUCGGAAGAAAGAAGUCAAAGACAGCACAUCUUAUCAGAUGAUCGGCUUUCUGGUGGGAUCGAUUGCUUGGGGUCGAGCUGCUGACCGUUUUGGGCGAAAACGAUCAAUGAUCAUUUCUUUGAUUUUCACGGGACUCCUCGGGAUCGCGUCUGUUUUCACCCACGAUAUUCGCAUGUUUACCAUUCUGCGAACGCUUGUCUCCUUUUUCGUGAUCGGCAGUGGAAUAGUUGCCAACACGUUCUUCGGCGAGUUUUUCCCGUCCCGACAUCGGCUUAUCUUAGCCUACAUUCUCAACUGGUCACCAAAUCUUUUGGUGGUCACCACCAUAGCCUAUUUCUCUCAAACGUGGCGAGUUUUCGCGAUUGUGAUCAGCGUGAUCACCCUACCAGCCAUGUUAAUCAUGUGCUAUCUCGACGAGACGCCACAUUACUUGCUGCGAAGUGGUAAACCGGAAAAAUCGAUUGAAGUGAUCAGACGAUUUCAUAAAAUAAACAAUGAGAAGCUCGAUUUGAAAGAGUUGGAGGAGGUGUUUCGAGACGAAAACGAAAGCCAAGAGAAAGUAACGGUGGAAUCCUAUUCGUUCCUUCACCUCUUUUGCACUCCUCAACUCAUCGGUUUAACGCUAGCGACCUGCUUCAGCAACCGGUUUUAUAAGCUACUCGUUGUUGUU
Molecule: messenger RNA, 2421 nt
Organism: Mesorhabditis belari
Lineage: Eukaryota; Metazoa; Nematoda; Chromadorea; Rhabditida; Rhabditidae
Source: the annotation of a GenBank genome assembly